GAUCCUUGCGUCAAAACAAAAUAACUGUCAAAAUGGAAAUGAAAGUCAAGUCAAACUUAAACAGUUAUCAGUUUCGAAAUCAUCUGAUUAGAAAAUUUGAUUAUUCUUAUUCGACGCUCGAGUAAAUUUUAUGUAGUUAUUCAAAUCGUAAAUUUGAUUUACCAAGUUGUAAUGUAGUCACACAUAGCGAUUUGUUCAGAAGAACCGAUUUUGUGUUACAGUCUUAACAUCAGUUAUAUUAACGCUUUGAGUUUAUACUCAAAGAAUUACCGUUUCGAUUGCUUAUUGCUAAGAGUGUUAAGAUGAUUAAACGUAUUUAUUCAUCUGCUGCUAAUAUAGUUCCUCGUAUUUGCAUCGUAGGAUCUGGUCCAGCUGGGUUUUAUGCCACGAUGCAUUUAAGCAAACAUCUAACUAAUAUUAAUAUUGAUAUCUUUGAAAAGUUACCGGUUCCCUUUGGAUUAGUACGUUUUGGAGUUGCACCAGAUCAUCCAGAAGUUAAAAAUGUGAUUAAUCAAUUUACAAAAGUAGCAAACAAGCCGAAUGUAAAUUUUUAUGGAAAUAUAACAUUAGGAAAAGAUAUAAGUUUAUUACAACUAAGACAACAUUAUGAUGCUGUUCUUUUGACAUAUGGAGCUGAAGAAGACAAAACCUUGGGCAUUGAUAAUGAAGAUGCACAAAAUAUAGUGGCAGCAAGGAACUUUGUUGGCUGGUACAAUGGCCACCCAAGGGACAAAGAUUUGAAGGUUGACUUAUCUGUCUCAACGGCCGCAAUUCUCGGUCAAGGUAACGUUGCAUUGGAUGUUGCGAGAAUACUGUUCACCCCCGUAGAUGUUUUACGUAAAACGGAUAUAACAGAACAUGCUCUCUCCGCAUUAGCAGAGUCUAAAGUCAACGAGUUGUACUUAAUAGGUAGAAGAGGUCCAUUACAGGUUGCAUUCACAAUCAAAGAAUUAAGAGAACAGAUAAAACUUCCCAAUUGUAAAACCAUUUGGAGAGAGCAAGACUUUGUUGGUGUCGAAGAAGCCGUGGCAACGCUAAGUCGUCCAAGAAAAAGAUUGACAGAACUAAUGUUAAAAUCAUUAAAUGAAUCUAGAAAUUGUGUGGAAAACAAUGAUAGAUAUUUUAAGCCUAUAUUCUUUCGAAGUCCUAGUAAAUUUUUAACCAAUAAUUCUAAUAACGUAAGUGGAAUAGAAUUAAUAUGCAAUAAACUUAUUGGCGAUAAUUUAGAGAAUAAAAAAUGUGUUGCUACUGACCAAAGAGAAGUUCUAGAUUGUGAUUUAGUGUUUAGAAGUAUAGGUUAUAAAAGUGUUAAGGCUGAUAAGGAUAUAGUGUUUGAUUCUAAUGGAUUUGUUGUUAAUGAUAAAGGACGUGUUAUUGAAAAUAAUGCACCACAGGAUUUAGGUAGGCUUUAUGUAUCUGGAUGGUUAGGUACAGGACCAGUUGGUGUUAUUUUACACACAAUGAGCAACGCAUUCCUUGUAGCUAAAGCAAUCUGUGAGGAUUUUAAAGAUUUUAAUAAUUCACCUAAAGGUGGAUUUGAAGAGGUUAACAAUAUAUUGAAAAAUCAUCAAAUAGUAGAUUGGAAGGCGUGGGAAAAAAUUGACAAGUACGAAAUUGAGCAGGGUAAAAAGCUUGGUAAGCCACGAGAAAAAGUGUGCAGUAUUAAAAAGAUGUUAGAAAUAGCAUCAUGACACAUUUAAUUCUGACAUCGAAUAUGAUUACACAUGACAUGAAAUGAUUUUUUUUUCAAAUAUUAUAUUUUUGCAUACAUAGAAUAGGGUAUUUAAAAAAAGACAGUAUAGAUUCUUUCAAUCGAAUAUUUGCACAAAUCAUCAACGAUUAUGUCAGCUUAGUCUAAUUGAUAAACGUAAUUUACUGCUACACACAGAAACGUUAGUUGGUCGCUAAGGAAGACCCUAAGUAUAAAUCUCUGAUAGUAAAUCUACAGCAAGGCCACCAUUUUUCAACUCUGCGUGCGGCAGCUAGUUAGAUAAUGUUAUUGUAACUCGUAAUAUUUAAUAGAAUUUUC
Molecule: messenger RNA, 2029 nt
Organism: Papilio machaon (common yellow swallowtail)
Lineage: Eukaryota; Metazoa; Arthropoda; Insecta; Lepidoptera; Papilionidae
Gene: dare
Product: NADPH:adrenodoxin oxidoreductase, mitochondrial
Exons: 4
Coding region: 303-1691 (462 amino acids)
Biological process (GO): ubiquinone biosynthetic process
Cellular component (GO): mitochondrion
Source: RefSeq, a predicted model, not a curated record